CUGUGUUCUGUGUUUGUGUAAUGGAAAGCUAGAUGGUGAUUCCAACCAUAUGUCCUCAUAUUCCUUUUUUGAUGAUUCUUUCCAUAGAGAGAGAGACUUUCAUUUUCGGAUCUAACAACCAGCUCCUUCACUUGUGGCUUUUUUUCACCGGUUUGACUAGGUGAUUUGAAAGCCUACAAUACUAGAAAGGGAAAACAAGUGCUUUUCCGGUGGACCUUCACCUUCUUGUGGAUGUAUUCUGUUGUUUGUGUUCUUGUUAUAACAGAACUCAUGUGCCAAACAGUGUACUGGUAGUGACGCUACUUGGCAUCAGGUCAAAUGUUCUGGAUUCAUUUGUUUCUCUUGAAAACCAGGCUCUGUGGAUUCGUUUGGUAACAGUUUUGAAGAUACUUUGUCAUUUACAGUGCAGAGGGAACGACUUCUCUUGUGUAAAACAAGCCCAAGACUUCUGUGAGGUCCACUUAUUUCUGAAAAAUUGGCUAAGGAUCUUUGGUUAAAAGACUGUAGUGGGGCCAGAUUAUACAAUUAUUCGAGUAAAAUUUUUUUUCUUAGUGUUUGACGUGGACAUAUGUAUCCAUUUUCAGGUUCAAGGUUAUGUUGUCUGUGCGAGGAUAUGAUAUUGGUUCUGAUGAGUUUGGAGGGUUGGAUUUGUUGAAGCGUUGAAUAUAGAGGGAAAUACUUUUCUGGCCUAAUGAGUCGAGAAGUAACGAAAGGGAAGCAGAACAAGGGCUCUAACGUUGCCGAGAAAGUGGUGGUCGCCGUGAAGGCGUCGAAGGAAAUUCCCAAGACAGCUCUGGUGUGGGCUUUGACUCAUGUUGUUCAACCUGGGGGUUGCAUAGCAUUGCUUGUUGUGGUUCCUUCCCAAAGUUCUGGCUCUGUGGAUUCGUUUGGUAACAGUUUUGAAGAUACUUUGUCAUUUACAGUGCAGAGGGAACGACUUCUCUUGUGUAAAACAAGCCCAAGACUUCUCGUUGAAUAUAGAGGGAAAUACUUUUCUGGCCUAAUGAGUCGAGAAGUAACGAAAGGGAAGCAGAACAAGGGCUCUAACGUUGCCGAGAAAGUGGUGGUCGCCGUGAAGGCGUCGAAGGAAAUUCCCAAGACAGCUCUGGUGUGGGCUUUGACUCAUGUUGUUCAACCUGGGGGUUGCAUAGCAUUGCUUGUUGUGGUUCCUUCCCAAAGUUCUGGUAGAAAAUUAUGGGGUUUCCCAAGAUUUGCAGGAGACUGUGCCAAUGGCCACCGAAGAUCUCCUUUGGGGACAACUUUGGAACAGAAAUCCGACAUCACAGAUUCCUGCUCUCAAAUGAUCCUUCAGCUCCAUGAUGUUUAUGAUCCGAAUAAGGUGAAUGUAUCAAUUUGUGCCAAGGGUUGGGUAAAUGUGAAGAUAAAAAUUGUUUCUGGAUCACCUUGUGGGGCAGUGGCUGCAGAGGCGAAGAGAACUCAAGCUAAUUGGGUUGUAUUGGAAAAGCAGCUCAAACAAGAGGAAAAAUGUUGCAUGGAAGAGCUGCAAUGCAACAUUGUGGUUAUGAAGCGAUCCCAGGCAAAAGUUCUCCGGCUAAAUUUAAUUGGAUCAUCUGAAAAAGAACCUGAAGCAGCUUGUCCAUUACCUUCUGAAUUGGAUCAAUCAUCCAAGAACCAACAAAAAUGCAAGAGUGAUUCUUUGAAUUCCAUACGGGGGCCAGUUGUGACUCCAACAAGUAGUCCCGAACGAUUUACUGCAACAGAAGCUGGAACUUCAUCUGUUUCAAGUUCUGAUCCAGGAACUUCACCAUUUCUACUGCCUCAAAUAAAUGGAGGCUUGAAGAAAGAGGAACCGUUAGCCACAAAUGAAAAUCGGGAUCCUGAUGAGUCUAGCUCAGACACAGACAGUGGAAAAUUAUCUCCAUCUUCCUCAAGGUUAGGAUUACAACCAUGGAUGGCAGACAUUGUCACUUUACAGUGUCAAUCAGCACAACAUAUGGAGCGAAGUUCACAGAGAUCUAAUAGCCGGGCUCAAGCUUCUACUAUGAAUGCCUUGCUAAAGAAGUUCUCAAAACUUGAUCGAGAAGUUAGAUUGGGGAUGCUGAACUAUAGACCCGAACAGAAAUUCAAUGGUAACAUGAGAGAAGCUAUCUAUUUAUCCAGAAAUGCGCCUCCUGGCGGCCCCCCUCCCUUAUGUUCAAUAUGUAAGCACAAGGCACCUGUAUUUGGAAAACCCACAAGGUGGUUCACCUAUGCUGAGCUGGAGCUUGCUACAGGAGGAUUUGCACAAGCUAAUUUCUUGGCUGAAGGAGGGUAUGGAUCUGUCCACAGAGGAGUCCUCCCAGAUGGCCUGGCUGUUGCUGUCAAGCAACACAAACUGGCAAGUUCUCAGGGCGAUCAUGAAUUUUGCUCCGAGGUGGAAGUCUUGAGCUGUGCCCAGCACCGGAAUGUUGUAUUGCUGAUUGGAUUCUGUACUGAGGAUGGACGAAGGUUACUAGUUUAUGAAUACGUGUGCAAUGGGUCAUUGGAUUCUCAUCUUUACGGGGGUUCCUCGAGGAACCAUCUCUUCGUGCCAUGCAGUGAAACAUAGGAUUAGUGUGAAAGGGGUGCACGUUUUGUCUUGCUUAAAUUAGGUGAAAUUGGCAACACAGAAGAUCUGCAGGAUUUUGUUCAGUUAAAUAUGGGUUUGCUGCAUAUGACAAGUUCUCGCAAUUCUCAGAGUUUGCUAUUUUGAUGACACCACCAAGAUCCAUUGGAAUGGUCUGCACGUCAAAAAAUUGCUGUUGGAGCUGCUCGAGGGUUGAGAUAUCUUCAUGAAGAAUGCAGAGUGGGCUGCAUUGUAC
Ilex paraguariensis (yerba mate) is the source of this 2801-nucleotide messenger RNA. NCBI's taxonomy places the organism in Eukaryota, Viridiplantae, Streptophyta, Magnoliopsida, Aquifoliales, Aquifoliaceae. The record is from the annotation of a GenBank genome assembly.